Messenger RNA from Mucor velutinosus, 336 nucleotides. RefSeq lists its product as uncharacterized. The coding region runs from base 1 to 336 and encodes 111 amino acids. Lineage: Eukaryota; Fungi; Mucoromycota; Mucoromycetes; Mucorales; Mucoraceae. The record is from RefSeq and is a predicted model, not a curated record. The transcript has a single exon.
AUGAAUCCUGCUUUCCUCCGAGCAUUGCCCGCCAAAACAUUUAGUAGCGUUGCGCAUAAUCUGAUUGAUGUGACUGAAAGCGAGAGCGUGGCAGUUCCUAUUGUAAAACACAUGAGGGCAUUUACAUUGGAUGCGCUUGGCCUAUCUGCAUUAGGUAUGUGCGCAUUAGAGAGCAAAAAGAAUGCAAUAUUGGCUUAUGAUGAAACCAAAGGUGUGCCUGAGCAUGAAAAGGGUUUGCUUACACUGAUGAUUGUAGCUGAUAUUCGAGACGGCUCUGAAACCUCUACUACUGAAUUGAGUGUGAGUAUUCUGUCCUUGCUAUCGAUGUUGCGUUAA